This is a messenger RNA of Perca fluviatilis (European perch), 4845 nucleotides long. RefSeq names its product frizzled class receptor 5 (gene fzd5). Gene Ontology annotation, cellular component: plasma membrane. The record is from RefSeq and is a predicted model, not a curated record. The transcript has a single exon. NCBI's taxonomy places the organism in Eukaryota, Metazoa, Chordata, Actinopteri, Perciformes, Percidae. Gene Ontology annotation, molecular function: Wnt receptor activity; Wnt-protein binding. Gene Ontology annotation, biological process: canonical Wnt signaling pathway; non-canonical Wnt signaling pathway. Bases 715 to 2484 code for a protein of 589 amino acids.
GCUCAGAGAAGGCUGCACGCGCACGCUGCUGCACUUGAUAACACGGGAUAAGUUUCUACCCUGAAGGACGCUUCGGGUUAUUCUUCGUAUUUUAUUUUAUUUUUUUCCCCUUCAGAGGCAACAGAGAUGACAGUUGUGAAACUUUGAAAAGAAACUAACAUGUGCCCGAAAGCUGAUUCAUGUUACUGAGGGAAUAAACGCCAAGUGGAUAUUACACACCGGGCUCCGGACGCAGAGACUGGAGACUUUCAUGCUCACUUUAAACAUUCAUUUGUUUUCUCACAUUUCCUUGGACAGCUUUUAGUCUUUUCUUUUUGUUUUCACAGACCGCGAUUGUCAUAAUGCGACUUUUUCUGGCGUGUGCGACCUGUCAGGAACAAACAGAGCUGGUAAAAAUGUUACAAGGUCGUUAAAUUUAUUGGAACGUGACCACCGGAGAUGAACUUUCUCCGUAUUGAUUGCGGGAGCUCUGGUGAAUGAUUGACAGCAGAGGCUCGGCCUGGCGCACAAACUGGAUUUACCGUCAGGAGUUCAACUUGUUUUGUUUGAAUCAUUCUAGAGAAAAGAAGGAUCACAAUAUAACCCUGGCCCUGGUCCAUUCAGCAGAAGAAUAACGUUUUCAUCCAGGUUUCUGAGAUGAACUGAAGCUAACUUACCCUCCUCCAUUACUAUUUCAUUUCCGUUUUAAUGACUCUAAAUCGAUCACUUUAAACCAUGUUCUAUAGGCCUAUGGCAUCUACGGUGAGGCACGCGACGUGCAGCCCGGGGUUCCCGCGGCCCCUCGUGCUACUGCUGCUGCUGUUCCGGUGUCCUGGUCUCACAUUAGGAGCCUCCAAAGAUCUGGUGUGUGAGCCCAUAACUGUGCCCAUGUGCAAGGGCAUCGGCUACAACCUGACCUACAUGCCCAACCAGUUCAACCACGACACCCAGGAAGAGGUGGGGCUGGAGGUGCACCAGUUCUGGCCCCUGGUCCGGAUCCGCUGCUCUCCGGACCUGCUCUUCUUCCUAUGCAGCAUGUACACCCCCAUCUGCCUGCCGGACUACCGCAAGCCGCUGCCCCCCUGCCGGUCUGUGUGUGAACGGGCCAAACGGGGCUGCUCCCCUCUGAUGAGCCAGUACGGUUUCGAGUGGCCCGAGAGGAUGAGUUGCGAACAGCUGCCCCAGCUGGGCGACGACUCGACCCUAUGCAUGGACCAGAACAACAGUGAGGCCACCACCCUGGCUCCACCGUUCCCCAAGCCCACCUCUAAAGGCCGGGCCAGACCACCCAGCCCCCCGCAGUGUGACAGGGAGUGCCGCUGUCGAGACCCCCUGGUCCCAAUCAAGAGGGAGUCCCACACUCUGUACGGCCAGGUCCACACCGGUCCCCUACCCAACUGCGCCCAGCCCUGCCACCAGCCCUACUUCUCAGCCAACGAACGCGCCUUCACCAGCUUCUGGGUGGGACUCUGGUCGGUGCUGUGCUUCAUCUCCACCUUGACCACUGUCGCCACCUUCCUCAUUGACAUGGAGCGCUUCCAGUACCCAGAGAGGCCCAUCAUCUUCCUGGCUGCAUGCUACCUCUUCGUGUCUUUGGGUUACAUCAUCCGCCUGGUGGCAGGCCACGAGCGAGUGGCGUGUGGCGCCGGCAGCAAUGUUGGUGGCGACCAGCUGCACAUCCUCUACGACACCACUGGCCCCGCUCUCUGCACCCUUGUCUUCUUGUUGGUGUAUUUCUUUGGCAUGGCCAGCUCCAUCUGGUGGGUGGUGCUGUCCUUCACCUGGUUUCUGGCUGCGGGGAUGAAGUGGGGCAGCGAGGCCAUCGCUGGAUACUCGCAGUAUUUCCACCUCGCUGCCUGGCUCAUCCCCAGUGUCAAGACCAUCGUCGUCCUGGCUCUCAGCUCUGUGGACGGGGACCCUGUGGCUGGGAUCUGCUACGUGGGGAACCAGAGUCUGGAAAGCCUGAGGGGUUUCGUACUCGCACCUCUCGUGGUUUACCUCUUCACCGGCUCGCUUUUCUUACUCGCCGGCUUUGUUUCUCUCUUCCGCAUCAGAAGCAUCAUCAAGCAAGGUGGCACCAAGACCGACAAACUGGAGCGGCUGAUGAUCCGCAUUGGGCUCUUCACGGUGCUGUACACCGUCCCCGCCACCAUCGUGGUGGCCUGCCUGGUCUACGAGCAGCACUACAGGCCCGGCUGGGAGCGAGCCUUGGCCUGCUCCUGCCCGUCUGAGCGCCAGCGCUUGGGCGUGGGCCCGGACUAUGCCGUCUUCAUGCUCAAGUACUUCAUGUGCUUAGUGGUGGGCAUCACAUCAGGAGUCUGGAUUUGGUCAGGAAAGACCCUGGAGUCCUGGAGGAGGUUUGUCACACGAUGCUGCCCCUGCUGGCCACAGAAAGCCACUGCUCCACCCUCCAUGUACAGUGAGGCCAGUACUGCUUUAACUGGACAUACUGGAACUGGGCUGACAUCAGGGAUCUACCACAAAGCUGUUCCAUUGCAUAUAUGAACUGACUGGCACAGUUACGAGGAUUGAUGUUCAUACAGUCACCUCUCUGGACACUCAGACAUAAACUAAAGUAAGUGUGGACCAACAUCUGGAGGACUGUGUGCCCUGAAUAUCAGCUUCGCGCAAAAACUAGAUGAUUGUGACAAUAUGACACACAAGGGACCAAAAGAUUCAGAGCACAAAAAAGGGAAAAAAAUAAACAAACAACCCGGUUAAUAGGAAUUUAAACGAAGAGAGUUUGACUUUUGUGAAAAGUGACUCCAACAAUUGGAGCUGCUUUUCUAAGCGGUCGAGCUGAAACAGCUGACCAAACGACAUUUGCUGAGGAAACAAUCUUCAAACCUAAUAGAGUUCCAUGGAUCCAUGAUGGAAUCACACAUGCUUCUACCUGUCUGCUUAUCCUGAGCACUAAGAGAGAAAAAACAUAUUUAUUUAUGUAUAUAUUGUAUAAAGUUGCUGUAAAAAUAAUUAGGUGUAUGGUGGGAUAUGUUUAGUUUGUAACCAACCAAUGCCAAUGCCACAAGCUAAGUGUAAGACACCAGAGAAACAAAUAUUGUCUGAUUUGAACUGUAUAAACUUGUACAUGAAUGUGUUGUUUCAUGUUAAUGUUUGAGUGUGAUAUCUGGUGUGUUUUGUAUGAUUAGAAACUGAAACAGCUGAGAAACUCUUUGUUUAGGUUUUCCCAGAAGUAAUCUGGGAAUCAAACAAAAAGCAAUUCAGCCUUGAUGGAUACCGUUAUAACCUCUAAGCGCUGUUGUUGGUUUACAUCCCAUUUAAAGUUCCUAAAGUCUGUUUCUGAACUAGUUUUGUUCGUGUUCUGUGAACUAACAGGCAGUGAUUAUGUUAAAGCUGCAGGAUGAAACUGAGCUUGGCCUUUACCCCCCUCUGCUGGUCGACAGUGGAGCUGCUCACUUUGUGUCCACAUCAGGGACUCCCCAACAGAUCAACAUUAGACCACAGACCCUCAGUCAAAUAAGAUUUUGUACCCAAACUGUCUAAAGAAAUCUAUGCAUUACGGAACAGUAGUGGUUACAGUGACAUCCACUAUUGGAAUAGGUUUUUAUUCUAAUUUUUAUAUGAUUUCUGUUUGACAAUUCUGCUGUGGACUCCCUGAUACCAACUCAAGGGCCUCUAAAAAGGUCCCUGGACCUCACGUUGAGAACCAUUGCUCUACUUUUCUUGUGAUUCCAAGACAUGGACUCUGAACAGACAGAUGUUAGGAUUAUACAUUUUUGAAAUAAUUAGUUGAUGGACAGAAAAGUAACCAGCAACGUGUUUGAUAAUCGACUAAUUAUUAAAGUAAUUUAAAGCGGAAAUGCCAAAAAUGUGCAGUGCUUCUCCAAUCCCUGGUCUCCAAAACACCGUUAACUGAUGUUUGCACAGUUGGUUGGAGAAAACUAGCAACAAGCCCCCAAUCAAGACAACAAUUAACAGAUUAGUUGAAAAUGAAAAAACUCAUAGCCCACUUAUUAUUUUUUUUAACCAUUAUGUUGCUUUUAUUGGGACAAUUUCGACUUAAAUGUAGUGACUUCAAACCAAAUCAUUCCGUUAUUAGUCAGAACUAGUGCUGAAAUAUUUAGUCUAGUAAUUCAUUAAAAAUAUGAAUCCCUAAUCAUUUUAAAUUCACAGAAGACAAAACAAGACAUUUUUAGCUAUACCCUCUAAAAUAUGAGGAUUUACUGCUUUUUGAUGAUCUUUAAAAACUAAUUUAAAUUCAAUAUUUUAGGUGUUUGGGACCAUUGCAUAGACAAAAGGACUUUUAAAUGUCCACUUUGAAUGUGUGUCAUUAUGUUUGACAAUUUAUAACAUAAACAAGUGCUUUUGGACAAUGCUGCUUUUCAUCACAAUUGACUGUAUUCUGCUGCUGACUAUUAUGGAAAUCUGUACCGAGUUGUAUGAAACAACAUUCUAGAGCAGAAAGUCUUAGCAGGGGUCUGUGGUUUAAUGUCGAUGAUCCGUUUUAGGAGCCUUGACAACAUAAACUGAAGGAACCGCCCGUCUCCUUUCAGAGGUCACGACAUCGGAAGACAGAAAGUGAACUAAAUGACUGAGAAAUUGAAGAAAAAAAAAAAUAACCACAUUUGUUUUCUGCUGUGAUGGUCUGUGAUAUUUUCAUUCAAUGCUGUUGGCCAAUUGUGUUGUUUAGACUACUGUGUGUCCACAUGCUAGAUGAUGUCUCUAAUUUAUUAGCCUGAUUUGUGCGAGUGAAUGUGAUUGUGUGAGCAAUGAUGAUGGACGCAAGUUAGUGUUGGUAAACUGCUUUGUUAUUGAUAGAGUUCCUCAAAGAUUAUAAAAAAAAAAUAUUGUAGAUUUUGAUUCAUAUUGUGGAAUUAAAACUGAGUUGAUCUCGAGUUAAGUGCA